AUGGAGAAAACGUCAACGAACCGCCAAGGUAGAGGAGUCCCUGGGACUUCCGUAGCCGGGAGCAGCUAUACUCCUCCGAAAGCCCUACUGGAAGGGCUGAUCCAGAGUUACCGCGACACGGAUGACCCCGAUCAAUUGGAACAGCUUAUCCAGACUGCACGGCAAAUCUUGGAGGCAUCGGUCAAAGCCGAUGCAAAGCUAUUACACACGCUGGCUUGGGCUUUGUACAUGAGGUACAAGGAUGUGGUUGACAAUUUUGGUGAUCUUGACGAAGCGACGAACCUCGAACGCAGGGCAGUCGAAUCUUCACCCUCAGAUUCCACAGACCGCCAGAGGUUUUCGUACUGGUUAGCACUGCAGUUAGGGGAUUGUUUCUAUCACACUGGAAACGUGAAUGAUCUAGAUGAAGCUAUCAGAUUGAUCCAGGGGUCGCUAGAAAAUGUCCCCGGCGAAUCCCCCAUGAAAGCCGCACAUCUGGCUAAUCUCGGCAUCUUGAUGAAGGAGAAGUAUUCUGUCCUCGGAGUCGAAGGCGACUUUGAAGGUGCCCGUGAAAGCUUAGAAACAGCUGUCGCAUCAUCUUCAGAAGAUCACAAUACUAUUGCGACCUGGCUUGAGAAAUUAGCGGACUUGUACGAUGUAAAGCACGGCAAAUUAGGGAGGCUAGAGGACCUCGAAACUGUUUGUCGCCUGCGAAGAGACUCGCUAUCGGCGACGGCAGACGAUCGAGAACGAGAUAAACUAGCUCGGCAGAUUCAACUAGCAAGGACGCUCUACGAGCUUUUUGAAGAGACGAGGACUCUGAGCGAGCUACGGGAAUCUAUCAGACUAACUCGAGAAGCCGUGGCUGCGACGCCAGAAGACGACCCUGAGUGGUUGGAUCGACUACGAAAGCUUAACGUUACCAUAUACGUUCUGUACCACGAGACGGGCGACUUGGAGGAUCUCGAAGAGGCAAUUCAUGUCGUGAAGCGAUAUCUUGAGAAAGCUAGUAAAGAUCAUCUUCGUUGGUCAGAACAGCUCAGCAACUACUCUAACUACCUCGAUUCUCUUCAUAGUAGGACUGGGGACUUGGCUCAUCUCGAUGAGGCUGUCGAACUUGGUAGGAAGAGCUUGAAAGACAUACCAAAGAACUCUCCCAACCUUAGAAUUGUUUUAGGUAACCUUUCGAUAGCACUCUCGAGAAGAUCAAUGAUAAGAGGCUCCAUGGUGGACCUGGAAGAAGCUGUUUCCUAUGCCAGAACUGCGUUAGAUGUAACACCUGAUGAUCAUUCGUCGAGACAUAUCCAGCUGCAUAACCUAGGUUCCAUACUUCUGAAGAGGUUCUCGAGGAAUCAAGAGAAUGAAUCGGAUCUGAACCAAGGAAUCGCGCUCUUGAGGGAAGCUUUGACUUCUAUCUCCAGCACUAAUCCUGAGAUUGAGAGCAUACUAUCCCGCCUAGCUUCAGCUCUUGACACGAGACACGAUAAGCUAGGGUCCUCGGAAGAUCUCGAAGAAGGUAUCGAAGUUGCUAGGAAAGCCAUUUCUGCAAUGGUAAAUCCGUACACUGAGCGGCCCACUUCAAUCAGUACCUUGGCAGCUCUCCUAAAGAAGCGGUUCAAAGUUGGAGGCCCCAUGGAUGACAUAACUGAAGCAAUCUCGAUCACCCAAAAGACGUUGGAAUCGAUGCCUGAGGACUCUCCAUUCAGGACAGACCUUUGGACCACUCUCGGGGAUCUUUUCGCCGCCAGGUUCAGUAGAACAUGGGUCAGUGGUGACUUGGAUGAGGCAGUGCGCAGCUAUCGGUGUGCGGUGGAACAUCCUACAGGCAAUACCUUAAGGCGCAUAAUUGCUGCAACAUCAGUGAUGCCAUUGUGCGUGAGCCUGCAAGAGGCUUACGAUAUAGGGCGGACGGCCAUUGACCUUGUACCUGGCAUUGCCGCGGCUCGGUCACUCGAAAUCGGUGAUAGACAGCAUCUACUCAGCUUUUCAAGAGGUCUCGCGGCUUCGGUAACAGGUGCUGCUAUUAGGCUUAACAGGGAUCCGUCUGAGGCACUAGCAAUUCUAGAACAAGGACGGGGUAUUUUAGCAUCGUCACUGGAUGAUAUACGAACAGAUAUAAAGAAGCUUCAGCAAGCGUUUCCUCAGUUAGGAGAGAGAUUCCUGCGUCUUCGCGAAGAACUCGAAUCUUCUACUGGUUCGCAGUUGAGUGACGAGCCUAGAGAGGACCGAGGUUUACGACGGCGCAACGCUGCCGAGAGCUUCGAUGAUCUUCUAGAGGAGGUACGAAAAAAGCCUGGAUUUGAGGAUUUUCUCGGUCCUCUCACCACGGAACAGAUAUGUGCUGCAGCUGCUUAUGGUCCCAUCGUGGUCAUCAACAGCAGCUGGAUGGGAUGCGAAGGAAUAGUCAUCGAGCGAGAGCGUAUAACAUCAAUGAUUUUUAAAGAUCUGGACGACGGCGAGUUGAUGGAGCGUGCAGCGGGUUUCGACCUCGGAACCUCUGAUGUGCUUGAGUGGCUUUGGGAUACUAUCACGAGCCGUGUGCUCGAGGUGCUGGGUUUCAAGGAGACACCAUCGGAUCAACAGGAAUGGCCUCACAUUUGGUGGAUACCUACUGGGCCGUUGAGUAGGUUCCCACUUCAUGCAUCUGGACGACAUCGAGAGCGAUCUGGCAACACGGUAAUGGACCGAGUGGUAUCGUCAUAUAGUCCAUCUCUGAGAGCUCUAGUUCACGGACGUCGACAACGUGAAGUUGCUACCGGGCCCAGCCAUGCUCUUUUGAUAGAUGUGGAGCAUACAGAUGCUCACCCUCGUCUACCACAAGCACGAGCAGAGGUAAAGGUGGUUAGUGAGAUCUGCGAGAGUAUGGCCAUAAGGCCCGUUUUGGAUGUUCAGAGCAAACAAGAUGUGCUUUCUUGCCUACGAGACUGCAAGAUAUUCCAUUUUGCAGGACAUGGAUAUACCAACGGCGACGACGCUUCCAAGAGCCAUCUUUGCCUAAGCGACACCAGCGAUCCCCUGACAGUUGGAGAUAUCUUGAAGUUGAACCUGCACGAAAAAUCACCCUUUCUGGCAUAUCUUUCAGCAUGUAGCACCGGACAUGUUCAAGAUGACAAAUUCAUCGACGAGAGCAUACAUCUUAUCAGCGCGUUUCAACUAGCUGGCUUCAGACACGUUAUUGGGACUCUAUGGAAGGUUAGGGAUAAGCACUGCGUUGAUGUCGCGCGAGUUACGUAUGAAGCUAUUAGAGAAGGGGGUAUGACCGACGAUUCUGUUUGUCGCGGGUUGCAUAAAGCCACGAGAAUGUUGAGAGAUGCUUGGCUUGAAAGCUUGGAUAAGAAGAGGGAGUGGCUUGGACAGGGAGAUGAGAAAGGAAUGAGAGAUAUUAUUCCUUAUGAUGAUGGUGAGAGGGACAGAGAUGUGGAGUUUCCGACUUAUUGGGUUCCUUAUGUUCACUUUGGUGUUUAA
This is a messenger RNA of Fusarium subglutinans, 3444 nucleotides long. RefSeq lists its product as uncharacterized. Gene Ontology annotation, molecular function: protein binding. The record is from RefSeq and is a predicted model, not a curated record. The transcript has a single exon. Lineage: Eukaryota; Fungi; Ascomycota; Sordariomycetes; Hypocreales; Nectriaceae. Bases 1 to 3444 code for a protein of 1147 amino acids.